Coccidioides posadasii C735 delta SOWgp is the source of this 1628-nucleotide messenger RNA. RefSeq lists its product as uncharacterized. Gene Ontology annotation, cellular component: endoplasmic reticulum membrane. Gene Ontology annotation, biological process: ceramide catabolic process; ceramide biosynthetic process. The record is from RefSeq and is a predicted model, not a curated record. NCBI's taxonomy places the organism in Eukaryota, Fungi, Ascomycota, Eurotiomycetes, Onygenales, Onygenaceae.
UCUUCUUCUUCUUCUUCUUCUUCUUCUUCUUCUCCUCCUCCUCCCAUACGUUACUCUUCAAGACCAUUGCCUUGGUCUUCGUUGCUGCUCUCCCCUCCUGACCCCUGUCACCCCGAGUGUCAUCUUGUCAGAGGCCAGUCCACGCAAUACGUCACAGGUCCAUCAUCCAUCGUUAAAGCCUCUUCAAUUUUCCCCAUCCCCACGAACCUUUUUCGCCUCGUAAUCCUGCGCUCUUUUUCUUUAAAAGGAACAAUUUUUUCCCUUAGUUUAUUCUCUCUCUUGUGCCUUUUUUUUUUUGCUUUAUUCAGUAGAUAUCUCGUUUCGCUCGUUUGCCCAGUGCCAUCCCUGCUUCUUGCUCCGCACGUUCCCGGCCGAUGCAGGGAUCAACAGUCUAGCUCUUCCUCACUUGAAAAUGUUCCAUAUUCCAUACCCGCCUGCUCGGACAGGUUUCUGGAGUCCCGUCACCUCGACUCUCAACUGGUGUGAGGAGGAUUACUAUGCCACCAUCUAUUUUGCCGAGAUCGUCAACUCCUUGACCAAUGCGUUGUUUCUCUUUCUCGGAGUAAAGGGGAUCAUCAGCUGUCGAAAAAAUGGCCAUGAUUUCAUCUUUCAGAUCGCUUUCAUCGGCUACUUUAUCGUCGGCCUUGGAAGCUUGCUCUUCCAUUCUACAUUGAAAUACCCAAUGCAGCUCGUCGAUGAACUCUCCAUGAUUUAUACCACGUGCUUGAUGUGUUACGCCACUUUUUCCUUCUCGAAAUCUACAAAGGCCCGCGCCAUACUCGGCUCCAGUCUUCUCGGUCUAUCUAUUUUCAUCACCGCAUACUAUCAUUAUCUCCAGGAUCCAAGGUUCCACCAGAAUGCCUACGCCAUACUGACAGUCGUGGUUGUCCUUCGGAGUAUGUGGUUAAUGGAGGUAACCCUCCGAUCAAAAUGGCGCAAGGCCCGCGCACUGAGUGCAUCAGCACACGUCAACGGAGGCUCGAACCCAUGCUCCUCGAGAGACGUUCAACUCUCCCAGAACACCCGAGAUUUGAAAAUUCUGAACACCAUGUGGUUCAUGGUUGUGUUUGGGUUGACUUCGUUCCUUACCGGCUUUUUGAUCUGGAACCUCGACAACCACUAUUGCUCCACUUUUAGAGGCUGGCGCAGGAGAAUCGGUCUUCCGUGGGGUAUCGUCCUCGAAGGCCAUGGAUGGUGGCAUCUUCUGACUGGAACUGGUGCAUACAUUUAUAUCAUUUGGGGCAUUUGGCUCCGGCACUGCCUUAACGGCCGCCAGGACGAGUAUGAACUGUAUUGGCCACGGUUCUACAAUUGGCCUGACGUUGUCCGUGUCGAGAAAGAGAUCCCAAAGCCCGUCCAUUUGAACGGAACGGCCGCGAUAAAGACCCAUUAAACUCUUCAUGUUACACCUUUUCUUCACAUCUCUCUUGAUGUUAGAUACCUAUCUUCUUUGAAUCUGAUGGUUUAUCGGACGGAUUAGAGUAACAUGUUCCCUUUUUUUUUCUUCUUUUUCUUUUUUCGGAUUCGGUUUCGAGUACCUCCCUUAGUAUAGAUUUCUUUUGCGGUUUUGCUCCGGGCUAGAAAAGAUCACUUCCACUUUUUUCUUGUGAAAAUUGUUUGAAUACUGA